Messenger RNA from Trichoderma virens Gv29-8, 789 nucleotides. RefSeq lists its product as uncharacterized. The coding region runs from base 1 to 789 and encodes 262 amino acids. Gene Ontology annotation, molecular function: oxidoreductase activity. The record is from RefSeq and is a predicted model, not a curated record. The transcript is spliced from 3 exons. NCBI's taxonomy places the organism in Eukaryota, Fungi, Ascomycota, Sordariomycetes, Hypocreales, Hypocreaceae.
AUGAAGAUCCAAGACCGCACAUUCAUCAUCUCCGGCGGCGCAUCCGGCCUCGGCAAGAGCUCUGCCGUCGAAAUCAUCAAAGCCGGCGGCUAUGUCUCCAUCCUCGACUUGUCCGACGAAGAAGCCGGCCAGGAGCUGGAAAAGGAGCUAGGCCCGUCCGCAAGGUUCUUUCACUGCAAUGUGCUUGAGAGCGAGAGCAUCGCAAAGGCCGUCCAGGGUACCGUGGACUGGGUGAAGAAGACCGGAAAGCCAUUGGGUGGCGUCAUGCCAGGAGCAGGCAUUGGCCUCCCAGCAGCUGUCCUCAAUCGCAAGGGCGAGCCUCUGAACAUGGACGACGUCGACUUCGUCCUGGGCGUCAAUCUCAGAGGCGUAAUCGAUCUCGUCCGGCAAACCGUCGUCCAUCUCGCCAAGGUCGAUCCCGAAGGCCCAGACGGAGAGCGCGGCGUCAUCAUCUUGGUCAGCAGCUCGAGUGCCUUUGACGGCCAGUACGGCCAGGUCAGCUACGCGGCCAGCAAGGGAGCUGUUGCAUCAAUGGCACUGCCCAUGGCUCGCGAUCUGGCAGGUUACGGCAUUCGCGUCGUUGCUGUUGCUCCCAGCCUGUUCGUCACCAAUCUGACGGCUGGUAUGAGCGACAGGGUUCGAAAAGCCAUAGAAGACACGUUUGUGUUUCCGAACAGAGCUGGCAAUCCGCCCGAUUUCUCCAUCUUGGUCAAGCACAUUAUUGAAAAUCCCAUGUUGAACGGGGCUGUCAUCCGAUUGGAUGGAGCAUCAAGACUGAGCAAGUUGUAA